AUCGAACUUGUCAUUGCUUGUUACACUGCGCGUGACGUUCUAUUGCAUUUAACGUUUGUUAGUAGUGUGUAAGAUAUUGCAACGUAUUCAUUUGCACAAACAUUUGCGAGGUUGGGCGGUCAACAUGGUUCGUGUCAUGCAAACGUGGAUAACAAACUGCGCUUGUCUUUUUGCCAUUGCGUUAUUUUUCUUGCCGGAUGCCGGUCAUUGUUUACACGACGAAAAAAAUGUUACAGCCAUUUCACCGACGCCAAUAGUGUUGUGGCAUGGAAUGGGUGAUAGCUGCUGUUUCUCAUUCAGCCUUGGAAAAAUACAGCAAAUUCUUCAGAAUGAAAUACCAAACGUCUAUGUAAAUUCCAUACGUAUUGGAGAUGAUGUUAUACAGGAUGUGGAAAACAGUUACUUAGGUAAUAUCAAUGAGCAAAUAAAACAGGUGUGUGAACAACUGCAACAAGACUCAAGGUUACAACAGGGAUACAAUGCUAUUGGUUUUUCUCAAGGAGCUCAAUUUCUGAGAGCAAUAGCUCAAAGAUGUCCUGAUCCACCAAUGCAAAAUUUAAUAUCUCUGGGUGGUCAACAUCAAGGUGUUUAUGGUUUGCCAAGGUGUUCAAAUACAUCUGUAUUGUGCAGAUAUAUGCGGCGUAUGCUUUAUCACGGUGCAUACUUAUGGUUUAUUCAAGAGUCGUUAGUGCAAGCUGCCUUCUGGCAUGAUCCUCUGAAUAUAGAAGAAUAUAAAAAGAAAAAUAUAUUCCUUUCCGAUAUCAAUAAUGAAAAUGGUAUCAACGAAUAUUAUAAGAGUAAUCUUCAAAAGCUUCACAAUUUGGUUCUCGUGAAAUUCGCGAAUGAUACAAUGGUGGAACCAGUAGAAACCGAAUGGUUCGGAUUCUAUAAACCUGGUGAAGCAAAGGAAGUACAGAGCUUGCAAGAAAGCGAAUUGUAUCAAGAAGACCGGCUUGGAUUACGUGCGAUGGACAUGUCUGGCAAACUCCAUUUUCUUUUAGUACCCGGUGAACACUUGCAAUUUACAGACGUCUGGUUUACUGAAAAUAUAAUUAAAAAGUUUUUAAUUGAAAGUUUUUAUAAUUGACGAAAUAUCCUGAAACAUUCCCUUGUCUAAGUAAGUGUAAAGAUUUUGAAAUUAAUACACAUACAUACGUAUAUAAACAAAAUAAAUAGAAAUACGAGAAAUAUAUAAGUAAAAUUGAUAUGUGAUAUCGAAUAAAAUUUAACUGCUA
Harpegnathos saltator (Jerdon's jumping ant) is the source of this 1235-nucleotide messenger RNA. It is a transcript of the gene Ppt1, whose product is annotated as Palmitoyl-protein thioesterase 1. Gene Ontology annotation, cellular component: lysosome. The record is from RefSeq and is a predicted model, not a curated record. The transcript has 7 exons. Lineage: Eukaryota; Metazoa; Arthropoda; Insecta; Hymenoptera; Formicidae. Gene Ontology annotation, biological process: receptor-mediated endocytosis; protein depalmitoylation. Gene Ontology annotation, molecular function: palmitoyl-(protein) hydrolase activity. The coding region runs from base 125 to 1087 and encodes 320 amino acids.